AUGUCAACGAACCGUCCGUUGCAGGUAGUCAAUUCGAGUGACAGGAGCACAGAUUUAAAUGGAAUUUUUGGUGAAUACAUACUCGGAAGGCGUUUCUUCAGCUGGGAUGAAUUUGAGAAGACAUUAGCAGAAUUUCAAAAAUUAUCCUGCACUCACUAUCUUCAUAAUUGCAGCAAAACGAUACCGGAUGACAGGUUUAAGUACGCUUAUGUUGGUUUUAAAUGCACUUUCGGAGUGAAUCGUACAAGACCUGGAUUGAAAUUGAAAAAUAAGUCGUCUAAAUGUUGCAAUUGCUCGUCUUCGUUUCGCGUGGUUUUGCGUUAUAGUGAAUACAUAAUUGCUUCCCACAAUAUGGUGCAUAACCAUCCAUGCAGCAGGGUGUACAUGCAGAAUGACCCAUGGUAUAGACGACUAACAGUUGAAGAGAAAGAAAAUAUUGAACCACUUCUUCAGCAAUCCCACUCAUCCGACGAAAUAAUUAUGCAGGUUAAGGAGAAAUACUAGAAGGAUAUAACUCGCAUCGGCGUUAAAAAUAUGAAAGCCGCAGUUAAUAAAGGUAACGUUGACGUAAUUGUUAAAUACUUAAGGUAUUUCGAGUCGUCGUGACAUUUUUGAAUUCCUAAAAUCCCGUGGGAAG
Messenger RNA from Trichobilharzia regenti, 637 nucleotides. The record is from the annotation of a GenBank genome assembly. NCBI's taxonomy places the organism in Eukaryota, Metazoa, Platyhelminthes, Trematoda, Strigeidida, Schistosomatidae.